Bactrocera dorsalis (oriental fruit fly) is the source of this 764-nucleotide messenger RNA. RefSeq names its product acyl carrier protein, mitochondrial (gene ND-ACP). The record is from RefSeq and is a predicted model, not a curated record. The transcript is spliced from 4 exons. Gene Ontology annotation, molecular function: acyl carrier activity; acyl binding. The coding region runs from base 177 to 635 and encodes 152 amino acids. Gene Ontology annotation, cellular component: mitochondrion. Gene Ontology annotation, biological process: fatty acid biosynthetic process. Lineage: Eukaryota; Metazoa; Arthropoda; Insecta; Diptera; Tephritidae.
GUAUACAUAUAUUAUAGAAAUAUUGUUAGUAAAUUAUUUCGGUGCUUUUCCAUUGUGAAUGUCCCUAAUUUUGACAGUUUGUCUAUGCACGACUCUUUCAUUGCCGCAAUUUGACAUAGCUCCUGACGUUUUUACAUAAUAUUCUUCCCAAAGGGUCGGAGUUUACCACAUAUACGAUGUCAUUAACGCAAGUUGUUCGUAGCUGCAGCCGUUUUGCUGCAAAAUCACUGCGUGUAACUGCCGCAGUGUCGUCCACUGCCCAGCCACAAAUGCGUUUGAUGCACAGGAUUAGCAGCAAUUCACCUGCCGUAAGCGCUUUGCUAAAUCAGAACUAUUCUGCAUGGCAAUCACAAUUUGUGCGAAACUAUUCUGCAAAGCCGCCACUUACUCUUAAAUUAAUAGGAGAACGCGUCUUGCUCGUACUGAAACUGUAUGACAAGAUCGACCCCAGCAAGCUCAGCGUUGACUCGCAUUUCAUUAAUGAUCUUGGUCUCGACUCAUUGGAUCAUGUGGAAGUUAUAAUGGCCAUGGAAGAUGAGUUCGGUUUUGAAAUUCCCGAUUCAGAUGCGGAAAAAUUACUGAAACCUGCUGACAUCAUUAAAUAUGUUGCAGACAAGGAGGACAUAUACGAUUAAGCCGUUAAAAUGAUUAGUUCUAUAAAUGAUAGUAAUGCACGCAAGUGAAAUGUAAUUUGUUUAAACACAUGAAAUGAGUGUAAUUUACAUUUACUGUUAAACCAAAUACAAACAAAAAACCUAAGAAUA